Abrus precatorius (Indian licorice) is the source of this 300-nucleotide messenger RNA. Its product is annotated as aluminum-activated malate transporter 8-like. The record is from RefSeq and is a predicted model, not a curated record. Bases 1 to 300 code for a protein of 99 amino acids. Lineage: Eukaryota; Viridiplantae; Streptophyta; Magnoliopsida; Fabales; Fabaceae. Gene Ontology annotation, biological process: malate transport. The transcript has a single exon.
AUGACUAAGUCAUCAGUGCCUAAUCCCCAUGUGGCAAACGCUAAAAACGCAGCGGAAUCGCUUAAAUCCAUACUAAGAACAAACCCAUGGGAAGGAGCUGAUCAUCUGGAAAUAAUACCAGCGGCUACGGUGGCGUCACUACUCAUUGAUGUUGUAAUUUGCGUUGAGAAUAUUUGUCAAGCUGUUGACGAACUAGCAUCCCUUGCAAAAUUUGUGCCUUCCCAAUUACUUCAUCGAGGAACAGUGCAACCAGUUUCUGAGCAUGAUGGUUCGGCUCAUGUCAUCACCGUUACCGAUUGA